AUGUUAUUCAAAAGCUUCGGCAGCGACUUUGAUUAUCUGAAGCAAUACAACACCGACAGGCCGUUCGACGAGCUUUUCGAAAUCUAUGUUGAAAUUACAAUCCUCGCCGCGGCCGCCAACUCGAUCAACAAGUUAGAUCAAGAUUGCGAACACCUACUCUGGUCAUGCCGAGCACACCAAAGGAAAGCACUUGAAUGGUACUCUCGGAAUCUAGAGAGUAUCGGGGGCCGACCAAUCUCUUGUUCCAUCGACAAGUUGAAACAUAUCAAGGUCCCCCUCCCGUCAGCCAAGAGUAUGUUCGAUUCAUUCUAUGAAUUUGGUUCACUCCGACAGGCAGAGUUACAUGUGUUCUUCUGGAAAGCGAUGAUCAUCAUUCAACUAUUGAUUUACCGAGCCCAGGUUCUGGUUCUACAUUGUUCCAGGCCUGAUCAUCAACGCGCCUCUAUCGAGAGCAUUCCAACGGAUCCUGGAGCGUAUAGUGAAUGUAUGAUUGCCGGAAAAUACGCAGAUGAGAUGUGUCGGGCUAUACCAUACUUUCUGCAGGACGGGAUGGGAUCUUACGGCAUGUUGAAGAUCACAGUCAAUCUUCCUUACAUCCUCAAGUCAUAUACACACCUGAGAUGCAAAGAAAAGUUUCUCUGGAUUCAAAAGAUCUGUCAAUCAGUUGCCAGCGAUGGCAAUGACCUGGCUUUGUGCCAUAGUCAGGUGUGGUGGAAGUAUUGGUUCUUGUGUGAGGAUCCAACGACAAACUACAUUCGCAGCUUGGCGUUCAAUGAGGAUUAUACGGAAAGGUACCAUGUUUCUGUGGAAGGUGACUUUGUGAAGGUGAUCAAGGUGACCAAGGAUGGGGAAUCUUCUGUAGCGUCAGAGAUUUCAGACAUGCCAGCAGCGAGACAUGUAUUGGAUGUUUCAGAUACAAGAGAGCCGCUAGAGUUAUCUCAGAUUCUAUCUUAA
Penicillium subrubescens is the source of this 954-nucleotide messenger RNA. RefSeq lists its product as uncharacterized. The transcript has a single exon. The record is from RefSeq and is a predicted model, not a curated record. Lineage: Eukaryota; Fungi; Ascomycota; Eurotiomycetes; Eurotiales; Aspergillaceae. The coding region runs from base 1 to 954 and encodes 317 amino acids.